ACACUGGCGACCUUGAGGUGCCCUUGAAGGGGCCCAAGAAGUUAGACGGAUUAUCUGUUUGACAAACUGUGGUAUAUUUCUGGAUCCUGGAUUAGAUACUCAAAUUUCUAUUUGUCUUGUUUUGAAUAUGAAUGUUGUUGUGGUCUUUUAAAAAAAAAAAUGUAUAAUGAAAGUGCUGCUGUGCAGAUAUUUAACAAAAGCUGGUGUGAAUGCUACAGGAGAGUGAGAGUUUGUCCACGGUGUUCUGUUUGUUUGAUGGUUUAAAGAUGAUUUUGAUUGUAUAUUUUGGAUUACUAUUGUAUAUUUUGGAUUACUUGCUCGGUCAAAUUAGGUUAUUUUAUUGGUUGAGGAAAGCCAAUUAAAGACUUUGUCUUCACUGAUGAAGCCGUGAUGCUGCCACUUAGAGAUGACAGUGUGAUAUUGAGCACAGUAUGAGGAGUAAAAAUGACCAUUUGACUUUUUUCAAGACUUCAUUCUGAUUGAGUUACAGUUUGCCACUUUCAGCACAAGCUUCAUUAUUGACUAUUUUUAAGAAAUAUGGGAAUGAAGAGCAACUUCAAUUCUUGGAAAGAGGGAGUGAGGUAGUGGAGAGAGGAGAGUAGAAAAUGGAAUGGGAGGAGGAUCUGAUAAGCAACUGAGGUAUUCCACUGAUGGGAGGGAGUUAGAUCUCUACCAUCCACUCAGGAAGUGUGGGGUGAAAGUCUCUGACAGCACGCCUGAGCAGGAGAAAGCAAAGAUAAAGCGCUCACGCUCUCAUCCCGCUGGCAUCACUUUAGUCUGCUCUUUGUGGAUGCCAGCUGCUGCAGGAGAGACUCUGCGUCUUCCACCUGCCCUGGCAAUGCCGAAGGGAAUUCCAUGACCUGCAGCACCACAGCGAGUACAGCAGCUGAUUCACGAUGAUUCACUAUCUGACAGCAGGUGAGACUGUCUUCAGUGACACAGCAGAGAAUACCACAACCUGAGGGCUACAUCGUUCCGGCAUCCUGUUACUGGGCAGAUUUCCCCUGAAAACACAGAAUACACUCUACAGGACAGGUUAGAAGCCCGUAUGUCCAAGUUAGCGGCCAAUCAGAGAUCCCCUAGCAUGGUCACAGACUCCUCCAAGGUUGUGACCGCAGCAGCAGUGGAUGGCACAUCAGGGUCAAAGGGUUCAAGAGGUCCAGGGAAAGUUCACAGUUUUGGCAAGAGGGAUCAUUCUAUUAAAAGAAACCUCAACAUCCCUGUGGUGGUGCGGGGCUGGCUCUACAAACAGGACAGCUCUGGAAUGCGACUGUGGAAAAGGAAGUGGUUUGUUUUGUCAGACUACUGCUUGUUUUACUACAAAGACAGCCGAGAGGAGACGGUGCUUGGAAGUAUCCCUCUUCCCAGUUACGUCAUUGCACCAGUUGAGCCUGAUGACCACAUAAACCGCAAAUACGCCUUCAAGGCGAGCCAUACGGGAAUGCGCUCCUACAUUUACAAUAAGAACUCUGUGAUUGGCUCACAGGCAGAACACUGUGGGAUGCGGACAUAUUUCUUCAGUGCGGACACACAGGAGGACAUGAAUGGCUGGAUCCGGGCCAUGAACCAGGCUGCGCUGAUGCAGCAGAGUCACACUAUAAAGAGAGAGGUAGAGAAGCAAAAAAGUGCAGUGCAGCAUGCCGUCCCACAGACAAACCACGUCCACAUCAGCCAGCACUCAUCUCAUCCUGAAAGCCACCGCAGGACAGACAAAGAGGAACCUCGCGAUAAUGGUGUCCAUCCAUCUCAUGGGGACGAGGUGAGGUACGGAAUUGAGAUCCAGGGCAGGCCCAGCCAUUUGGCCUCCGAGGAAAGAGCAGAGAGACUCUCUCCGGACUCCCUUGAUGGUGUCCUCCACAAGAGCGGACAGCAAACUGUGAUCCAGGUGGCCCUGCCGCCUCAACAGAAUGGAAAUCUUGUCUAUCAGAAGGGGUUUGUUUUGCAAGAAGACUCGGAAAAACAUGUGCAGAGGAAGAAUACGCUGGCUCAGGUGGAGCAGUGGGUUAAAGUCCAGAAAGGAGACCCACCGAAGAGUGCUCCCUCUGCUGAGUUCAACCUCCCUCGGCGGACUCCUCCUUUAAAGCCCAAAGCCAGCACAGCAGAUGCAACCUAUCAUUCAUUGCCAAAGUCUCCCCGUCUCCCAUCCGGCAGCAGCUCUCCUCCAGCAACAUUCAACCUGCCCAGUGACUACAAGUACGCCCAUGAUCGGCUCAGCCACUUCCGCAUGUCCACUGAUGAGCGUAUGGCCACCAAGGAGGGGAUGGUGUGGCAGCUGUACGAGUGGCAGCAGCGGCAGCAGUUCCGUCACGGUAGCCCCACCGCUCCUAUUUACACCGGCCCCAAUUUCACAGACUCUUCAUCUUUUAGAGUAACUGUGGAGAUGCCACGUUCCAUCUCCGUCCCUCCGUCCCCGUGUGAGGUCCCACCGUCACUACCCUCCUUCAAACCCCUGUCCCCCCGCAGGCCACACACUCCCUCAGACAGACGUACAGUCCGGCCGCUGGAUGAAGUGUUACCUGGGGACAGCACAAGAUCCAGCUCCCCUGGCCAUUUUUGUGCCCAACUAUCUCAGACUUCCCAAAUUGAGAGAAGGUCUAUGCCAGCCAUGGGCUACAUCACACACACUGUCAGCGCACCCAGCUUGCAUGGAAAAACGCCGGAGGAGCUGACUCUGCUCCUCAUUCAGCUUCGGAGGCACCAGGCCAAGAUGGCUGGUGUGCAUAGCCCCAGUGAUGCAUUCGCUCACCUGCAGCGACACCAGCACAACGGCAUUCUGGGCCCCGUCAUGCAGGCUGAUGAUACAUACAUACAACUGAAGAAGGACCUGGAGUAUCUAGAUCUGAAGAUCCAAAGUAUUGACCCGAUGAUCGUUUCAGUACACAAUGUGUUUGAAAACUCCUCUCCGAGUUUUGGGUACUCUUGGAAUGUUACGGGACGUGAGAGUUUCAAAACAGAAAGACCAUCGAGGCCUGUGAAAAUAGCAGAAAGUGAUGCAGAUGUGAAAUUAAGUCGACUUUGUGAACAAGACAAGAUUCUACAGGAGCUGGAGGCCAGAAUACGCACUUUAAAAGAAGACAAGGACAAGCUGGAGUCUGUGCUGGAUAUUUCCCACCAGCAGAUGGAGCAAUACAGAGAUCAGCCGGCACAUGCCGAGAAGAUUGCCUAUCAGCAGAAAUUAUUGCAGGAGGAUGUGGUGCACAUCAGGGCUGAAAUAUCACAAGUUUCUACAGAGAUGGAAAACGCAUGGAACGAUUACAGCCGGCUGGAGAGAGAUGUGGACUGGUUGAAGUCAGCACUGCAGGGACGGAUGACCCGCAGUGAUCUCUGUCAGCAAGAGAAAAUCCAGAUCAGAAAAGAGCUGUGGAGGAUUGAGGAUGUGAUCGCAGGUCUCAGUACCAGUAAAGCCAACUACAAAGUCACUGUCUCCUCUGUUACCAACCCAGAGAGGAAAUUUGUGCCUUCAGUGUCGGCAUCAUCAGUGCCUUCUGUGUCUGGGAGCCCGUCUGCUAUGGAGAUGAGAUUGUCGCAGCACAGCCCCCACCUCAGCCCCAGCAUCCACACCCCCACCGUGUUCUCCAGCCCCAGCAAGCAGCCCUUACAACACUCUGCAACUAUCACAAGUGGGCUUAACUGGGGUGAGGAUGAUGUGCCUCCCAGACCUCCUCUACCUCAGCUCUACAGUCCAGAUGAGAAUCCCCCCGCUGUGCCCCCCCUGCCCCGAGAGACAACGGUCAUCAGACACACCUCUGUACGCGGCCUCAAACGACAGUCGGAUGAACGCAAAAGGGACAGAGAGGUUGGCCAGUACACUAAUGGAGACAGUAAGGUGGAACUUAGACCUUUCCUGAGCGAUCCAGAGCUUAUGGGUGCUGGAGACGGCUCCAGCCACAUCAGUGUAGUAACAUCAUCUGGACCUGAGGGUUACCAGACAUUACCCAGCAGAGGAGUGGCUGGUUCCUCACUAAGACUAAAUCAGUCUUCGAGCAUCUCUUCAUACGUGACCCUCCGAAGAUCGGCCUCAGCUGCAGGCGUAAAGGAGAGACCAAAAAGUGCCUUGGAGCGUCUGUACUCUGAGGACCCAGCGCAGCAGCAGCAGAGGGGGAAGAUGAGCGCUGAUGAGCAACUGGAGAGGAUGAAGAGGCACCAGAAGGCUCUUGUCCGCCAGCGCAAACGCACCCUGAGUCACGGAGACCGGCACGCCUCUCCUUCGCCACGCCCCUCCUCCUCAUCCUCGCGCCCGCUUUCAGCAGACAUUGGAUCAUGGAAGAGAGAGCAGGAGUUUGACCUGCAGUUGCUGGAGAGGGCUGUUCAGGGAGAGGAGGCACAGGCAGUAAGGAGCAUUCAAGGGGAGGAAAGACCCCCCGAGCACAAAGAGAGACCGCGCUCGCACUCUGACGAAUGGCUGACUUUCCGCUCAACAGUUACAAGCCCUCCGGUGCAUGAGCCCGACCUGGAACCACUAGACUAUGACCUGGACCUGAAGAAAGAGCUUUCCAAGCCUCAGAAAGUGUUGAUACCUGAGCGCUAUGUGGAUUCAGAGCCUGAGGAGCCUCUCAGUCCACAGGAGGUGGAGGAACGCCAUCGCAAGGUGGAGCGCAUAAAGAACAUUUUGGCAAAGUCCAGUGUGCAGAACCUUGCAGCUACAGUGCCUGUGGACAAGCCAGAUGUGGGGCUGGUGGCCCUUGACUCAGCUCUGCAGGAGCAGGAAAGGAUCAUCACCAUGUCCUACGCUCUCGCCUCAGAGGCUUCGCUCAAGAGCAAGCUGGUCACAGUUCCUCCACAGGCUAACCUCCCCAUCCCUCCUCCCCCACCCCCUCCUCCACCUCCACCUCCUCCUCCUCCUCCUCCUCUUCCUCCUGUAUCUGCUGUGUCUGUGGCGCCUCCCUCUCCUCUAAGCAACGGAAUUCACUACACGUUUGUCUAAUACAAGAGAUAAACUCAAGCAAUUUCUGGACACUGAGGUGCUAUCCUACAAUGACAAAAGAAACCUGACAACAACUGGAUUCUACAAGAAACAGGAUUUUGCUUUUACUUCCACUCAGCAGUACACAAACUGAACUAAACUUCUAAGCUGCUCUCUGACGCUCGAGCAGCAUUGACAGCAUCGCGUGUUUCUAGUUUCUUAAAGCAACAGGACAUUAAGACGGGAGCUGCUGUGCUUAUUAACUAUGGCAUUGUCUAACAAAUGUAAAUCUCAUAGUAAUAAAAAUAUAUUUUCUACAUGUCAUUGCACUUUGAUUGUACACUGUUUUCAAGGUAUGAAUGAAAGGCUUUUCCUUGCAGUAUGUUCAUCUGGGAGCUAGUUUGUGUUUGUCUCUUUGUUUUGUCAGGUACAGACGUAGGUACUAAAGCAUCAUGAUGUUAGUAUUUUUGUCAAAAACUCAGAUAAUAUUCUUACACCAAACCACUUGAACUCUCAUCUGUAUGUACCUGUAGCACUGCCAGUCUCCUUUUAGCUUGCCCAGAAGAGUUUUAUUUUUGCUUACAUCAGGAUGAAAAUAACCUUUAACAUAUUUUCUGUGACUGGCGAAUGUUGCACAAAUUUAUAAAAAUGUAAAUAUUAAAGAUAUUAAAACUAAAUCUGCUUUUA
Labrus mixtus (cuckoo wrasse) is the source of this 5590-nucleotide messenger RNA. RefSeq names its product pleckstrin homology domain containing, family A member 7b (gene plekha7b). NCBI's taxonomy places the organism in Eukaryota, Metazoa, Chordata, Actinopteri, Labriformes, Labridae. Gene Ontology annotation, molecular function: protein binding. The coding region runs from base 1049 to 4924 and encodes 1291 amino acids. The transcript has 28 exons. The record is from RefSeq and is a predicted model, not a curated record.